AUGGCGACGUAUAAGAUUUUCGCCAUCGUAAGCAUCUUUGGUUUGUCCGUCUCCGGUCGCUCAUACCCCGUGACCCAUCAGUCAUUAGCCGACGUUUCAAAUUCAAAUCCCCGGGCGCCAAACUUUCAAUUUUUUACCCCCGAAGCUCCAAAAAAAAGUAACGAAAACUGUGAAAAAGUUAUCAAAAACGGCAUGAUGUGUUUUGUAUGCAAAGAUCCUCAAAAAAAGGGCCAAUUAGAACAAUGCGCGUAUCUAUCUCAUCCUCCGAAAAAAUAUUCGGGUCACAAAAAAGUAAAACCUGAGCCGGACAUUGACGAGCUUGGACCCAAGCCCACUAAAAACAAUGAAAAAAAAUUACGAAGAUACGACGAAAGUUCCGAAAGUGACGAUAAUUCAAAUUAUUCAGCCGAAUUUGACACUUUCGAUUACUACCCCGACUAUACAACAAAAUCUGAAACAUCAGCAAAAUUAACCGACGAUAAAAAUGACUGUCAUGACGUUAGAAGAGACGACGGCUCAAUUUGUACCGUUUGCAAAAAUUCAAAAAAUGGCGGCAACUCAGAGCGCUGCCGUCGCGAGUAUCAACCGAAAGAAAAUGUCUACAGUUACAGGAAGUCCAAUAGUUUUGGUUAUCCCAAAAAAUCAGUUGGGAACAAAGGAACCAAAAGCAAGAAGGGAGACGAUAAGGGUCAGCAGAGCCAAAGCUACAGAAGGCGCGAUAGUAAUGAUGAUGAUAAUGAUGAUACCGACAGUUACGACUACGAUGGGGCCGAAGACAGAAGAGGCUCGGAAAAUUGUGAAGAAGAAGAACGGGAUGGAAUGAUUUGCAAAAUUUGUUUGAAUCCAAGUACUAAUGGGAAAUCGGAACAGUGUUCGUAUUCUUAUCAACCGGAGGAUAAAUUAUUUGCUUACACUAAUAAGCGGUCAUUUGGUGAUCAUGGUGAUCGAGAUGAUUAAUUGAUUGAUUAAUAAGUAAUUUGGUCAAUUGGUAGGUUAAUUGGUUGAUUAAUCGAUGAAUUGGUUAAUUAAUGAGCGAAGUGGUUGAUUAGUUGUUCGAUUAAGUCAAUAGUUGAGUGAUUAAUUGAUUAAACGGUCAUUUAAUUGAAUAAA
This is a messenger RNA of Microplitis mediator, 1110 nucleotides long. RefSeq lists its product as uncharacterized. The coding region runs from base 1 to 957 and encodes 318 amino acids. Lineage: Eukaryota; Metazoa; Arthropoda; Insecta; Hymenoptera; Braconidae. The record is from RefSeq and is a predicted model, not a curated record. The transcript is spliced from 2 exons.